This is a messenger RNA of Arachis duranensis, 1469 nucleotides long. RefSeq lists its product as uncharacterized. The record is from RefSeq and is a predicted model, not a curated record. NCBI's taxonomy places the organism in Eukaryota, Viridiplantae, Streptophyta, Magnoliopsida, Fabales, Fabaceae. Gene Ontology annotation, molecular function: nucleic acid binding; 3'-5' exonuclease activity. The transcript is spliced from 7 exons. Gene Ontology annotation, biological process: rRNA processing. Gene Ontology annotation, cellular component: nucleus. The coding region runs from base 197 to 1294 and encodes 365 amino acids.
GAGAGAGAAAAAAAAAAAAAAGUCAACAAAAAACAAAGGGAGAAAAGAAAUUAAGAAACAGUGACGGCAUGACGCAGUGAAUCUUCUUACUCCGUUGGGUUAGGGUUCGCUGUGAAUCUUCUUCAAUCUCAUUUGAUUCGCCACUCCCUCUUCUUCAUUUCAUUUCCAGAAUACGGUAAUAUUUUGCUGAGACUCAAUGGACUCCGAAGUUGACCCUCCUGAAACUGAAAACCCACCCAAAAGACACAAAUGCUCGGCAUGCUAUAAGCAAUACAAGAAAAAGGAGCAUCUUAUUGAGCACAUGAAAAUAUCUUACCACUCUCUUCAUCAGCCGAGAUGUGGGGUUUGUCAAAAGCAUUGCAAAUCUUUUGAGUCGCUCAGGGAGCAUCUUACCGGUCCAUUGCCAAAAGGACUUUGUUCAACAAUUUUCUCUCAACAAGGUUGUCAACUUUGCUUGUCACUAUUUGAUAGUGCCGUAUCUCUCAGGGAGCAUUUAGAAACAUGCCGCUUAUCUUCCCCUGCUCCUAUGGGAACCGAUGCAAUGCCCUAUAUAAGCUCCCAAAUUGACAAUCUAGAUUCCUGUGAUGAAAAUGGUGCUGGUGGACGUCCUAGAGCAAUUGCAAUGGAUUGUGAAAUGGUUGGUGGCGGGAGUGAUGGAUCGCUGGAAAUUUGUGCUAGAGUAUGCUUGGUUGAUGAAGAUGAGAAUUUAAUCUUCCACACAUAUGUACAGCCAAUAAUCCCUGUUACUAACUACAGAUAUGAUAUAACUGGGUUGACCGAAGAGAAUCUUAGAAAUGCUAUGCCACUGAAGGAGGUUCAGGAAAAGGUAUUGCAAAUUCUAUAUAACGGAGAAUCCACUGGCAAAGUUCUAGAUGGGGGGAAGGCCAGGCUUCUGGUGGGGCAUGACUUAGAACAUGAUUUUGAUUGCUUGAAAUUGAAUUAUCCCAAACACUUGCUGAGGGACACUGCAAAGUAUCGACCAUUGAUGAAGACAAACUUGGUUAGCCAUUCGCUCAAGUAUCUUACCCGAACAUAUCUAGGUUAUGAUAUCCAAAGCGGCGCUCAUGACCCAUAUGAAGACUGUAUCUCUGUGAUGAGACUAUAUAAGAGAAUCCGGGGUCAAAUUCAUAAGGAGGAAGGCUAUGGAACAUUGACUUCCAAUAACAACAUAGGCGAGUCUGUUUGUUGGCAAUCUGAGAAAGUAAGCAACCUCACACCAGAUGAACUAUAUGCCAUGUCAAGAUCAGACUACAGAUGUUGGUGUUUGGAUUUGAGACCAAACUUGGCACCCUGAUUUUAUUCAUAUCUUCAAUGCGUCUAACUACACGGAUUUGGGGGAGAUGUUUUGGCAUGUUCCUUUACGUAAAUGUCUUACUAGCCUCCGGGAUAAGAAAACGAAGUAAUUGGAGGAAAAACAGGCACUAUGUUUUGGAACUUUUGUAGAUAUUUAUAAAGCUUUGUUUCAAUCA